Molecule: messenger RNA, 797 nt
Organism: Ostrinia nubilalis (European corn borer)
Lineage: Eukaryota; Metazoa; Arthropoda; Insecta; Lepidoptera; Crambidae
Exons: 4
Coding region: 58-654 (198 amino acids)
Source: RefSeq, a predicted model, not a curated record
GGUAGUAGUGGUAGUGAGAUAACCGCUGUCCACAUCACACACACAAUAACUCAUACUAUGGAGAGAGCUGAUUUUGACAACGUUACACUAAAAGAUUUCCAGUGGCUAAACGAACCAAAACACUGGCACCUUGACAAGGAGACUUUGGAAGCCACCACGGACAACAGAACCGACUUUUGGCAAGGAACGUGGUAUAACUUCCACGUCAAUACUGGCCACGUCUUCGGCGUACGACUAAAAGAUGACUUCGAAUUUACAGUGCGUGUCGAAGCCGAUUUCACGACAUUGUAUGAUCAAGCUGGGCUAAUGAUUUAUUCAGAUGAAAAGCAUUGGCUGAAGGCUGGCAUCGAGUACAAUGACGGGCAGCCUAUGAUCGGUAGCGUAAUGACCAACGUAUUAUCCGAUUGGGCUACUGGAGUGUACCCUGGCAACCCUCGCAAAUUCUGGCUGCGGCUGACCCGGACGAAGGGUGUGGUUUGCGUCAAAUACUCCAUCGAUAACAUUACUUGGAUACUUUUGAGGUUAAGUCCGUUUGAGGCGGAGACGGUACUCGUGGGUCCUAUGUGUUGUAGCCCGCAAAGAGAGGGUUUGGUUGUGAAAUUCAGUGAUAUUAAGAUAGGCAAGCCUGCUGAUGAUAUUUUGCAUUCUAAUUGAUGUAGCCAGACCACGAUUUUGACAUUUCGGCUGUACCUGUCUCUUUUUCGCAGAAAACAAUGUUAACAUGAGUGUAUGAGAGAGGUACACGUAGUCGGAUUAUCGUUUCUUAUUUGUUUUGUUACUAUGAAUGUUAUUUAUCA